UGUACACAGAUACAAACAGAGAAAGUGAUGAACCAGUUAGUUGCAGUUACACAACUCAGUCACAAGAUGGCGGAAGUCUGCGUUAUGAACAGAGGCAGGCAGUCGUUUGUUUACACUUGUUGCAAUGGCGACCAUCACUGAACUCAAGUGCGCCGUGAGAGAGACGCUGGAGUCCCGCGGCGUGCUGGGCCAGCUGAAGGCUCGGAUCCGGGCGGAGGUGUUCAGCGCCCUGGAUGACCAGCGUGAACCUCGUCCGCCGCUGUCGCACGAAAACCUGCUGAUCAACGAGCUCAUCCGGGAGUACCUGGAGUUCAACAAGUACAGAUACACGGCGUCAGUGCUGACAGCGGAGUCAGGCCAACCUGAAGUUCCCUUGGACAGACAGUUCCUGGCAAAUGAACUGAAAGUUACAGAGGACGCAGGCUCCAAGUCUGUACCUCUUCUCUAUGGCUUAGUGAGCCACUUUGUGAACAGUGAUGAAGGUGGGAAGGCGUUUGUCCGGGGAGCCUCUCUGCCAGCUGGUGCGACUGCCAGCAGCACAGUGCCUGGACCUGAAGCCUAAUAGUCGAUGCGCUGAUCACUAGAACAGCAUGGACUUAAAAGACCCUUUUACACUCCAAUACAUGACAAAAACGUUGGAUUUUAGAGAUAUAAUCUCCUUCUCCAUGUUUUUUCACACUGUUUUCACCUGAGUUUAAUCUACAGGGAUUACAAUUCUGCUGAGCUGAUAAAAAUGCUCAAAGCCUUUGUAUUGUUGUUUACUGUAAAAUGCCAAUGAUCCCUGAUGGCCUUUCUUUUUUUUUUUGUAUAUAUGGUUUUACGUUUGGCACCAGUCAAGGUGGCAGUGCAGUAAUUCAGAGGUUUGUUUGCUCAAUAAUUCAGGUUUGAUACUUUUACAUUGUCUUUUAGUUGCUAAAAAAUAAAUGCUUUAUAUUUAUCUGUUA
Messenger RNA from Acanthopagrus latus (yellowfin seabream), 944 nucleotides. RefSeq names its product centrosomal protein 20 (gene cep20). The transcript is spliced from 4 exons. Gene Ontology annotation, cellular component: centrosome; ciliary basal body; motile cilium. The record is from RefSeq and is a predicted model, not a curated record. The coding region runs from base 125 to 562 and encodes 145 amino acids. Lineage: Eukaryota; Metazoa; Chordata; Actinopteri; Spariformes; Sparidae. Gene Ontology annotation, biological process: microtubule anchoring; cilium assembly. Gene Ontology annotation, molecular function: protein binding.